GUGAGACGACUUCUUUGUGAGACGAGUUCUCCGUGAGACGACUUGCGUUUCUCAGGGUCCUUCAGAUCUCGAGAAAGGACUCGAAGGAGCGAUAGACCUCCUCACGUCGGAUGGUUGGAUUUCUUCUUGGAGCUUUUUAGCGUUCUUCUCGUCCCCGCGUCUCCCCUCAGCAGACAAAUGCGUGUGGGGCGGAGCCUCUUUCUCCUCUCUCGUCGCGUUUCUUUUCGUUUUUUUCCAUACCCUUGCACUGUUCGUGAGAGCAUAUCCUCCUUCUUUCUCGCGAGGAAGCGCGCGGAUGCUUCACAAAAAGAAAGAAUGCCGUCAAACCUUGGUGCGACGCUCGCGCCGACAUCUUCUUCCGUCUUGCUUGUAAGCAGGACUUCUCUGCAACAUCCGUUCUCUCUCUCCUCUUCCUUGUCGCCGGUGUUCGUCUCUUCUUCGCUGUGCUCGUCUUCUUCCCCGUCUCUUUUCCCUCUUGCAGUUUCGCUCGUCUUCGUCUUCUUCGUCUCCUUCGUCUCGUUCGUCUCCUUCGUCUCGUUCGUCUCCUUUGUCUUUGCUUUUUGACUGCUUUUCGAGUGAGGGAUUUUCCUCUUUUGCGGGGAAGUCGUGGAAGAGGUGCCAGCGCUUGCUGCGCGAAGAAGAACAGAGACGACACCGUUCUCAAACGCCAGGAGGAAAACGCGAAACAGUUCUUUCCAGAAUGCUCUCCUGUCCAACGCCUUCUCCCCAUCCUUCUUCUUCUUUUCCCCAUCCUUCUUCUUCUUCUCCUCCUUCCCAUCCUUCUUCUUCUCCUCCUUCCCAUCCUUCUUCUCCUCCUCCCCAUCCUUCUUCUUCUUUGUCAUCAGAGUGUCUGGAGGAUGGUCCAAUGGCAGACGCUUCGCUCGAUAGACGAGUCCGCGCCUCGUCCACGUUGCACGCCGUCUCGCCCGCAGUGCAUUUGUGCUCUGCGUCAGUCUCGGUCUCUCGUUCUCUUUCUUCUGCUGCAGCUGUUUCCUCUGCUCGUCCGUCUCCUCUGGCGACUGCACAUCCCGGUUCUUCGCCGCUGUCUUCAUCCGCGGCGUCGCUCGUCCACUGGUAUGCUCAGCAACUUGGGGAACUCGAGCAGAGACUGAAGGAACAAGAUCGAGCACACCGGCGCGAGCUUCGCGGUCUCGCUACAAGCUUCGAGAUUCAGCUCGCCUUGACUGCGCGAGGAACUCCCAACACGAAGCUUCUUCAACUCGCUUUCGGUUCUCUCCCGCCUGCGUCGCUCUCUUCUCCGUCUCCGCGAGCCGCAGUUUCGGAGACUCUCGCGGAGGCAGAAAGGCCGUUCGCCUCCUCGCGAGCUCCUCGGCUGCUGGCGUUUUCGUCUGCGACUGGGAAGGAGCAUCGCCGAGAAGCGAGCGACGGCGACGUCCGGCCUUCGGGUGGACCUACACUCCGAGCGGGCGGCGAGCUGCCGCCGGCAGAGUCCGCUUCCUGUUCGCCUCCAGACGAGAGCGUCUGCAGUGACCUUCUCUCGCCGACAGAGCGAGCAGGGAAGGCGACGCGAGGAGCAGAAGAACGAGGAGAGAGACGCUCGCGCCGUUCGAAGGAGUCCGCGUCCUCCAGAAAACAAUCCCUACCAGCAGACGAAGAAGAAGAGGAGAGCAAGGAAGGAGGAAGAGUGGACAUGCAGGUGGAGAGUGAGAAGAGCAGAGAAGCUCUCUUUGCAGAGUUCUUCUCCUUUCUUCAGACGGAGGCCUCGAGUGCACGCUGUCGACACUGUGGACGAGAAAUUCAGCUUUCCGCGUUUCGCUCCCACUGUCUCUCCUGUCCUUCUCGGGGAAACUCUCUGGGUUGUGAAGGAAGAAAAGACUCGGAGACAGAAAAACAUUUCCUUCUUCCCCUCGCGUCCGACUCGGACAACAGCCCCGUCGCCAGGAGCGCUCUCUUUGGCCGCCUUCCUCCGUCACACGCUUCCUCUUUUGUUUUCCUUUCUAAACGCCAAACUGCUUCAGCUGAAGAACCUGCCCUUCCCAACGACCGAACCGGGAGUCUUCUCCCAGACGCAAAGCCUCCUCUGUCGUCCGUUUUUUCCUCGUCUCCUCUUGAUCUCUCUUCGUCUCCUCAGUCUUCUCCCUCUUCCUCUUGUCUCUUGUCGUCUCCUUCUCAGUCUUCUCCUUCUUCCACUUCUCUCUCGUUCUUCCCUUCGCCUUCUUCUUCUUCCUCUUCUUCUUCCUGCACCUCUGCUUCUUCCUCUGCUGCGUUGGUGGGGUGUACAGACAGCUCGCUGCGGACAGGCUGCGCGGGCGUGAGUUGUCAGUCGUUUUUCUCGCCGACUUUGCUCCACACGCUGUCCUUCUUGCUCACCUCGACGCAGGCCUGUGUCUCGCGUUCUGCAGAACAGGAGGGAGAAGAGCGCAUGCGAGAGGGAGGGGAAGCAGCAGAAGCAGCUGAGAAGAGGGAGAGAGAAGCAUGGCGAAGAGAAGACGGCAGAGAGCGCGGAAGAGAGCCGGGGCGAAGGCGUCGAAGGAGGCGAGACCAGGCCAAGGCCGAAGAAGAAAGGAAGGAGAGAGAUGGGUGGCGGUUCCAUCUGCCUCUCGCUGCGUUCCCCAUUCAAGCCAUGCAUCACCACGGCCGAAACUCCGGGAAGACGGAAAGCUGAGAAUCGAAGAGAAAAGGCGGAACGCGAGCCGCGGAGGAAAACAAGACCAGAGGGGGAGACGAAAAAAGGCGAGAGGAUCAGAAGAGAAGAGGAGCAGAAGAGAAGAGGAGCAGAAGAGAAGAGGAACAGAAGAGAAGAGGAACAGAAGAGAAGAGGAACAGAAGAGAAGAGGAACAGAAGAGAAGAGGAGCAGAAGAGAAGAGGAACAGAAGAGAAGAGCAGCAGAAGAGAAGAGGAGCGUCGGAAAAGAGACGAAAAGAGAGAAACGCAGGGGGAAGACAGCGAACAGAGAGCGGCUGUGAGGCUGAGGCGCUGUGGGCGGUGCCUCUGGAAGCGGUGCACCAAUCUCUUUCUGAGCUUGAAAAUUAUUUCUAGAAACGCAAGUGCGUUCUCGGUGUUGCGGCGCGGCAACAGAAGCCGAGUGAUGAACAAGAUGGAAAAACGGAACGCGGAGAAGGACUUUGCAGCGAACUGCGGAAAACAAUGAACGGGGAUCGAAUUCGUCAAGAGCGAAACCCCACAGAGCGUCUCGCCCUCCUCGAACUGGAAAACAAACAUCUGCACCGAGAAACUGUUCUUAUAGCUCGUCACCAUCUUCUCUGAUUCUCCAUCUCCUCCCUUGUCCUUCACUGUCUCCUCUUGCUGUCCUCUCUCAUCCCUUCAAAAAGUGUAUCUCAGUUCCUCUGUUCUACCCCUUCUUCCCUUUACGCUUUCUCUCCCUGUCUCCUCCUUUCCUUCCUCAGCUCGCGUCUUCGUUCCGCUCACCGUCUGCGUCUUCUUUCUUUG
This is a messenger RNA of Toxoplasma gondii ME49, 3412 nucleotides long. RefSeq lists its product as hypothetical. Bases 701 to 2626 code for a protein of 641 amino acids. The record is from RefSeq and is a predicted model, not a curated record. Lineage: Eukaryota; Apicomplexa; Conoidasida; Eucoccidiorida; Sarcocystidae. The transcript has 3 exons.